UCUUUGACGAACACACUCCACUCCAAUGAGAAGUUGUGAGAGCCAAAUUUCAGUCCCUUGCAAUUAGCGCACAAACAAUCUGGUUUUUCCUUUUCUUUCUCCCUCAUAGAUAGGAAGACAUUAUUAAAGAAGAAAACAGCAGAUGUAGUCGGCUUUCGAUAUCCUUAGAUAGGUUACAAUAGUGAUAUAUAUAUAUAUAAAACCCAAAGAGACUGUGAGAGAUAAAGAGGCAGAGAAAGGGGGAAAGAUGGGAAAUCAGAAGCAGAAGUGGAAGGCGGAGGAGGAGGAGGCGCUGCUCGCGGGAGUGGCCAAGCACGGACCCGGCAAGUGGAAGAACAUUCUCAAGGAUCCAGAAUUUGCUCCUUUCCUCACUCAUCGAUCUAACAUUGACCUCAAGGACAAAUGGCGAAAUCUGAGUGUUAAUCCUGGUGGAUCCGGCGCUAAAGAUAAGUCAAGAACACCUAAACUAAAAGCUGUUGCAGCAGCAGCAGCAGCUGCUGCUGCUUCAACUCCCAAUGCUCCAAAUUCAACCCCAUCUGGUCUAGUUAACCAUAAUGCAUCAGCUGAUAUUGCCUUGGAUGAUCCUUCAAACAGCCCAGCAGAUGGGAACAAUGCUCCUAGGUAUAAUUCAAUUAUAUUUGAAGCUCUUUCGACCAUAAAAGAUCCAAACGGAUGUGAUAUCAGUGCCAUUGUUAACUACAUUGAGCAAAGGCAGGAGGUACCACAAAAUUUUAGAAGGUCAUUGAGCUCGAGACUGAGAAGGCUUGUUGCUCAAGGAAAACUUGAAAAGGUACAAAAUUGCUACAAGAUCAGAGAAGAUACCUCUUUGGAAAACAGAACAGCUAUCCUGAGACAAAAGGAUGUGAGAUUGCGGCCACCACAGAAUUCACCACUGGCAACUUGUGGUCGGGCAAUGGAGGAAGCAUCAGUAACUGCUGCCUAUAGACUUGCUGAAGCAGAAAACAAAUCAUAUUUGGCUGCAGAAGCAGUUAAGGAGGCAGAACGAAUCUCCAAGAUGGCAGAAGACACUGAUUCAAUGCUACAGAUUGUGCAAGAGAUAUAUGAUCAAUGUGCACGCGGUGAAAUUGUCCCCUUGGUUUGAGCUGUAUGUAGAGUCAUUGGUACAAUGGAGCAGCUGAUCGUUGAUUUGUCUCUCAUAUGUGGAACUUGCUUUAGAAAUCAUGGGCGCUGGGAUCACAUUGAUGUACAAAAUAACUUAUUUUCAGUAGGAAUGGAUUUUGCUUAAAUUAAUUCUUUUCUGAUAGUCAAUUCUGAGGCUGGGUGCGCAGUCUCUUCCUUUA
Messenger RNA from Carica papaya (papaya), 1301 nucleotides. RefSeq names its product telomere repeat-binding factor 4-like. Gene Ontology annotation, cellular component: nucleosome. Gene Ontology annotation, molecular function: double-stranded telomeric DNA binding. NCBI's taxonomy places the organism in Eukaryota, Viridiplantae, Streptophyta, Magnoliopsida, Brassicales, Caricaceae. The record is from RefSeq and is a predicted model, not a curated record. Gene Ontology annotation, biological process: nucleosome assembly.